Rasamsonia emersonii CBS 393.64 is the source of this 219-nucleotide messenger RNA. Its product is annotated as DUF1680 domain protein. The transcript has a single exon. NCBI's taxonomy places the organism in Eukaryota, Fungi, Ascomycota, Eurotiomycetes, Eurotiales, Trichocomaceae. The annotation marks the transcript as partial. The record is from RefSeq and is a predicted model, not a curated record.
AUGGCGUUUGAACAGACCCCCCUCCGCAAUGUUACGAUAUCGUCCUCUUUCUGGUCACCCAUUCUCGCCUGCGCACGCGAGAGGAUCAUCCCCGCCCUGAUCAACAGUCAGAAGGCGCUGGGUCAUUGGUACUGCCUGACAUGGCCGCCUGGCCACAACGUCAAGCCGCAUCCCUUCUGGGACUCGGAUAUCUACAAGACCAUCGAGGCAGCGUGCUAC